Acanthopagrus latus (yellowfin seabream) is the source of this 1911-nucleotide messenger RNA. It is a transcript of the gene slc19a3b, whose product is annotated as solute carrier family 19 member 3b. Gene Ontology annotation, molecular function: vitamin transmembrane transporter activity. Lineage: Eukaryota; Metazoa; Chordata; Actinopteri; Spariformes; Sparidae. The record is from RefSeq and is a predicted model, not a curated record. The coding region runs from base 194 to 1642 and encodes 482 amino acids. The transcript is spliced from 8 exons. Gene Ontology annotation, cellular component: plasma membrane. Gene Ontology annotation, biological process: vitamin transport; transmembrane transport.
CGAAGGCACGUGCAGAUCACAAAGAUACUGUGUGGUUGUUUAAGCUACUAUUCCUGAUAGCUCUGGGAAACACUCUUGUAUUUAAGGGACGAGCCGUGUAGUCAGACUAAAAACCAAGACCACGGUUUUCAGGCAGCACUCUUGGAAAUAAAGACCAAAGAAGAUCCCUGGGAGAUUCUUCUCAGGUAAAAGCAUGGCGUGUUGGGCCAAGCUGGAGUCCUCCAGCUGGAUUUAUCCCACUGCACUCCUGUCCCUCUAUGGGUUUUUUGCAAACUGCAGGGUAGCAGAGCCCUUCCUCACAGCAUACUUAAUUGGACCAAACAAGAACAUCUCUGAAGAAGUGGUGACCAACUACCUGUUCCCUAUCUGGACAUACUCCUACCUGGCGUUCCUUUUCCCUAUUUUCCUCCUGACUGACUUCCUGAGGUAUAAACCCCUCAUUAUGCUGCAGGGGCUCUUCCUGGUCACCAACUACAUCCUGCUCUGCUUUGCCCCGGGUCUGCCUGCUAUGACCUUCCUUCAGGUCAACUAUGCUGUUGUGACGUCCACAGAGGUGGCCUACUUCUCCUACAUUUACAGCGUGAUUCCGGUUGAGAAUUACCAAAGAGCCACUGGUUACCUGCGGAGUGCCAUGCUGGCUGGAUAUACAUUCGGUGCCAGCCUGGGCCAAAUUCUCAUCUCCUUGGCGGGAGUGGACUACUUCUACAUCAAUGCUAUCACCCUGGGGAUUGUAAGCAUGGCUUUUCUCAUCUCCUUCUGGCUGCCCAUGCCCCAGAGGAGCCUGUUCUUCAAAGGCAGAGAAGCUGCAGCUGGGGGCCUGCAGUCCCAGCAGGGGGGGCCACCGGGACCGAAUGGGCCUGAGGAACCGGUGGUGUAUAAGGACGGAGCUGGCUCGGAGAGAGAGAAGAUGGAGCAUGAUGGCAGCACUGGCUGGUGCAGCGGGGAAAACAUGGCCUCCGCGGGCCAUCUACUUUGGCGAAGCUUCAGGGAGUCGUAUUCUUCCAGGCGUUUAAUCUACUGGUCCCUGUGGUGGGCUCUGGCCACUGCUGGCUAUGUGCAGGUUUUCAACUACAUCCAGUUGUUGUGGGACCAUAUAGAACCAUCUGCCACAUCGUCCAUCUACAACGGAGGUGUAGAGGCUGCGUGCUCUCUUGUGGGUGCUGCGGCAGCCUUCUCAGUGGGCCACCUCAAGGUGACCUGGACCGUGUGGGGAGAGCUGGCACUGGGGUUGUUCUCAGCUGUAGCCACAGGUGCCGUCUUUCUCAUGGCAUUCACCAGCAGUAUCUGGGCGUGCUAUGGCGGUUAUGUCAUAUUCAAGUCCUGCUACAUGUUUCUCAUCACCAUCACAACGUUUCAGAUCGCGGCCAACCUCUCCAUGCAGUGCUAUGCUCUGACAUUUGGGAUCAACACGUUUGUGGCCCUUCUGCUGCAGACCAUUUUAACCUUCAUAGUCGUGGAUGAAGCUGUACUGGGACUGGACAUUGUGACGCAGUUCAUCGUCUAUGGAAGCUACUAUGCUGUCAUCUCGGUGCUGUUUCUGAUCCGAGGGAGCUACACUGCCUGCACAUUUCAACGUAAUCCAGAGCCCACAGAUACCAACGAAGAGCCAAGGGUGGAGGUGAUCUCUGCUGAACACUUCUGAGCAAGGUCAACAAACUGUUAUAGUCUUGUUCUCUUCCAUUUGGUCCUGGGGAAUAAGAUGAUUAUGAAUCAUUCAACAGCAUUACCCUUUUGUCUAAUGAGUGUAAAAAUCAGCAUCAUAUUGCCUCCAAAAUAGAGCUGAAAGAUUCAGCCAUGACCUUUAAGUUAAGCUGCUGACAAACCCAUGUGUGUUUUCUACAAUAUCUCUACAAGAAUCUAUUGCGGAAGCUCAACAACAGCUGCAAUGACUGCUGAUUAGUGAGGUAUAUU